Ogataea philodendri is the source of this 1605-nucleotide messenger RNA. RefSeq lists its product as uncharacterized. Gene Ontology annotation, biological process: protein N-linked glycosylation. The record is from RefSeq and is a predicted model, not a curated record. Bases 1 to 1605 code for a protein of 534 amino acids. The transcript has a single exon. Gene Ontology annotation, molecular function: dolichyl pyrophosphate Glc1Man9GlcNAc2 alpha-1,3-glucosyltransferase activity. Lineage: Eukaryota; Fungi; Ascomycota; Pichiomycetes; Pichiales; Pichiaceae. Gene Ontology annotation, cellular component: endoplasmic reticulum membrane.
AUGGCAGCCACGCUGCUGAAAAUCCUUCUGUUUCCGGCAUACUUCUCCACAGACUUCGAUGUGCACCGGAAUUGGCUCUCGAUCACCAAACUGUUGCCCAUAGAUCAAUGGUAUUUGGAGAACACAAGCGAGUGGACUUUGGAUUACCCACCGUUCUUUGCGUACUUUGAGUGGUUUCUUUCGAGGUUUGUUCCUGGGUUUGUGGCCAGGGACGGCUGUAUUGAACUCGUGGCAAAGGGACAGUUCGGAAUACCCACGAUUUUCUUCCAACGGUUCACCGUUAUUGCAAGUGAAAUCGUCCUUUUCGCUGCUCUGCAAUACUAUGUGACCUCGUCGUCCAAUUUGAAGGAGAAAAAGCGGAACUUUGUUGUGGCGUCCUCGAUCGUGCUGUCUCCGGGCCUCUUCAUCGUGGACCACAUCCAUUUCCAAUACAAUGGGUUCCUGCUGGGCAUUCUGGUUCUCUCAAUUGUGAACGCGAAGCUCGGGAACUAUCUCCAAUGCGGGUUCUGGUUUGCUGUCCUGCUCUGCUUCAAGCACAUCUUUCUGUACAUUGCUCCGUGUUUCUUUGUGUUCUUGCUGUCGGUCUAUUGUUUGAACACCCAAUCGAAACUGCCAACCACGUUUUCGGAACUAAUCAACUGCGUUCGCUGGAAAAACCUGAUCAAACUUGGAUCCACCGUCAUUGCAGUAUUCCUCGUCGCAUUCGGUCCCUUUGCAUAUUAUGGCCAACUCUCAAACGUGUUCCAACGGCUGUUUCCGUUCGCGAGAGGUCUGACCCAUGCGUACUGGGCACCAAAUAUCUGGGCUGUCUACUCGUUGAUUGACAGAGUUCUGAUCCAACUGACUCUUAGGGUCCCAGGGGCAGCAAGGAUCAUUUCCCUGGUAUUCAACAAAAUAGAUUAUGAGAGACUCAACAACGCUGGUACACUCACAAGAGGACUUGUUGGUGACGUUGAAUUUUUCAUCCUGCCAAACAUCAAGCCAAACCACACGUUCCUGCUUACGCUGUUCUACCAGUUGCUCUCUCUGGUUCCACUCCUGAUAAAUCCUACUUUCGAACGGUUUAUCGGUUCUAUGACUCUUUGCGCAUGGGCAUCGUUCCUGUUCGGAUGGCAUGUGCACGAAAAAGCCAUUCUUCUGGUGAUCAUCCCGUUCAGCUUCUUGGUGCCGUUUGAUCGCAAGCUACUCCCACUCUAUGAGACCCUUACAGCAUCAGGCUACGUUUCUCUGUUCCCGUUGCUGUUUGGCUCUGCCGAAUGGCUUCUCAAAACUCUUCUCACGUUUGUCUGGUUUGUCAUUUUCUCAAACAGUUUCAACGAAGUGUGCGAGUUCAGUUCCAGCAUCUCCAGAAGAGUGUUUAUUCUCGACAGACUCAACAUUCUGUAUAUAGUCGGACUCAUCCCGGUGUGUUGUGUUCUGCAAAUGAUUGACAUCCAGUCGCGCAACUUUGCAAUUUUGAAACGGUUCGAGUUCGUCAAUCUCAUAGUGUACAGUGCCUACUGCUCAAUCGGAGUGAUCGGUUCAUGGAACAUGUUCAGCUGGCUGUAUUUCCUCGACGACAGCAUCUGGGACCGCAGGAUCAAGGAAAAGGAGAAAACCUUGUGA